Molecule: messenger RNA, 219 nt
Organism: Anisakis simplex (herring worm)
Lineage: Eukaryota; Metazoa; Nematoda; Chromadorea; Rhabditida; Anisakidae
Source: the annotation of a GenBank genome assembly
AUGUUCGGUACGAGUCAAAUGUUUCGAUAUUUCAUGGUGAUUGAUUCAAUGAUAACAGCCGCUUACUUAUCGAUGGCACUCGGCCGAGAAAGGCAUUGGAUAGUGCAUUGGAAUGGGCUCUAUCUCUGCAUGGAUCCGCUGCCAUGUUCCGGGGUUGCGCCAGAGGAUGCUGCUUUCAUGGAGCAGUUGAAACCCGAAGAGCGUUCCAGAUACAGGUGA